This is a messenger RNA of Eremothecium gossypii ATCC 10895, 1821 nucleotides long. It is a transcript of the gene SGA1, whose product is annotated as glucan 1,4-alpha-glucosidase. The coding region runs from base 1 to 1821 and encodes 606 amino acids. The transcript has a single exon. Gene Ontology annotation, cellular component: fungal-type vacuole. Lineage: Eukaryota; Fungi; Ascomycota; Saccharomycetes; Saccharomycetales; Saccharomycetaceae. The record is from RefSeq and is marked provisional. Gene Ontology annotation, biological process: polysaccharide metabolic process. Gene Ontology annotation, molecular function: glucan 1,4-alpha-glucosidase activity.
AUGGAUAAGAUUCAGACGACAUACACGGGCCGUCGUUCGCGGAGUCAAUGGGUGCGUUCACCAUGGACUCUCACUGUUGUCAGCCUAGCUAUCAUCUGGUUUUUCCAUGACGCGUUUCUUUCGUUUGGAGCAGCCAAUGCGGGCAGUGGCGGCGAGACGGCGGCGGCCGCCAUCUGGGACUUCUUUCGGUCUGCGGAGACAGUCACGGUGGUGGACUUCAAUAACAGGGCGGCGGCACCUGCAGGGUCGUUGCAGCGGCGGCUUCGGUUGCGCGAUAUCACGCCCGGUACCAUUUCCAGAGGCGACUUCGGCAAGUGGGUGCAGGAGGAGGCUGUCAUUAGCAAGGAGCGUCUUUUGGCGAACAUUGCAGAUAUGAACUUGAAUAACAACUUGCAUUCUGCCUUGGGUGUGGCGGAGGGGGCGCCGCUCGCGUCUCCUUCUCGGGUGCGGCCCAACUAUUUCUAUCAGUGGGUGCGAGAUGGAGCGAUUACCAUCAACACAAUUACCAAUACCAUACUCGAUCAUCCUGGGGACUUCAACAUCACGCUAGCAGGGACUGUGAUCAAGUAUCUAAAGAACGUUUAUGUAUUGCAACGCCUCGACAAUCCCAGUGGUCGUUUUGACGAAGACCUUUCCGGGUUAGGGGAACCUAAGUUCAUGGUAGACAAUACUGCGUUCAACAGCCCGUGGGGUAGACCUCAGAACGAUGGGCCGGCAUUGAGGGCGAUCACUACCAUGAAUUUCUUGCAGCGGCUCAAUUCUCAAGGCAUGUCCCUAGAAUACGUACUCAAGCGCUAUAGACUGGAAUACGGACAAGAAUCUCUCGAAGUACCUUUUCAGAACGAACAGGAAUUGUUUGACAAAGUGCUUUACUAUGACUUGAUGUUUAUAAUUAAGAACUGGGAGAAGGAGGGCUUUGAUCUAUGGGAAGAGGUGGUCGGUAUUCACUUCUUCACGGCUUUGUGUCAACUCAAGGCCCUCAAGAUGGCCGAAUACCUUCUGACCAAAGGCGUGCUCCACCCGGACGAGGCCUUACUUUCAAUUCUCCGUGAGACGAUUGGGAGGAUGACAACAUACAUUUCACGAGACGGCGGUUUUAUUAAUCCACACAUUAACUUUAUUGUAUCUACGCCCCGCCUAUUGGGCCAGCGCUCUGGCUUAGAUAUUGGGACCUUAAUUGGAAGUAUUUUGACUCAUGAUGAACUUGGCUCGGAUGAUGUUCCAGCAGUUGCCAUUCCGUUCAAUGUGGACCAUCCUGCUAUUCUCAACGUUCUUUACGAAUUAACUACGCGGAUGCUGAAAUUGUAUCCGAUCAACCACGAUAGAGUGAAUUUGAACAUGGGUGUUGGGCUAGGCAGAUAUCCCGAGGAUGUUUACAACGGUUAUGAUACCUCCGAGGGCAACCCGUGGUUUUUAGCUACGUCAACUGCGGCGGAGUUGUUGUAUAAACUUAUCUACCGGCACCACAUCGCCUCUCAAGACCUUGUGGUUGACUUGGACGGGGACAACUGGCAGUCAGCAUUCUGGAACUUAAUCUUCGACGGACUCCGCCCCACCUCGAAUGGCGGCAGUUCUACUUUAGUUAUUCCCUACGGGUCUCAGGCCUUCAACCAGACAAUGGGUGCGGUCUUCAACUACGCAGACUCAUUCUUGGACAAAAUCAGGCUCCAUGUUAGCGACUGUGGUGAGAUGAGCGAGCAGUUCAAUAAGUAUACCGGCUUUUUGGAGGGCGCACGCGACUUGUCAUGGUCCUAUGGUUCGUUCUUAAACUCACUCCGCUGGCGCUCUGCUGCCUACCAGCUUCUCAGCUCACAAGAAUAG